UAAUAUUUUCCUUCUCGCACCUCGAGGUACAGACGUGUUUGUUCGCGAAGUAUUCUAUAAAAACGCGAUUGAACAUUUUAAUACGUAAUCCGAGUGCAUUGACGUUUGAAGAUAGAUAAUAGAUUGAUAAUCUAUAAUGACAUUAUCUCCUGCAUCCCAAAUAGUGAACGUAAUGAACAAUUUAGAAAAUGUGAAUGAGAAAAACAAAUCAAUUCAAAGAUGGCAGUAUGUCCAUUGGAAGGCGAUACUUGCAGAAUUUCUGUCAACGUUUUUGUUAAUUUGUUUGGGAUGCAUGUCGUGUAUUCCUUUAGAUGGAUUCCAAGUUCAACCCCCGUUGUACUCCGCGUUCGGGUUCGGUCUUAUAGUUCUGUUCAACAUUUCCGCAUUUGGACACCUUUCUGGAGCACACAUGAAUCCAUCGGUGACUUUGACGGCAGUGAUUUACGGAAAAAUGUCUAUAACUCUGGGAUUGGGAUACGUAGUGGCACAGUGUCUUGGUGCAAUCGUUGGCUACGGUGUUUUGGUGGCAGUGUCUCCAGUGGAUUUAGUGCCAGGAGCGGUUUGUACCACUCAGCCCCACAUCAACCAUUCACUAUAUCAAUCUGUUAUAGUUGAGAUAAUUUUAUCAGCUGCACUGGGUUUUAUCAAUUGCGCUGUUUGGGAUCCGAUGAAUGAAAGGAAAAAUGAAGCAAAUGCUUUGAAAUUUGGUUUCACUAUUGCAGCGUUGUCUAUUGCCGGAGGUCCUCUAACAGGUGCCAGUAUGAACCCAGCUCGUUCGCUUGGACCUUCUCUUUGGACUAACAAUUGGAACGCUCAUUGGAUAUAUUGGGUGGGUCCAUUAGUUGGAGGUGGUUUAGCAGGAGUUUUCUACAGAUUUACAUGGCUUAGCAAGCCUGGAUCUGAGUCAUGAAAAAUUAUUAAGUAUAAAAUAAAAUAGCCUUUAUUAUUACUAGUAACUUAAUUUUUGUUAUAAAUAAAACUUAAAUUAGCUUAACUAGUAAUUUGUCUCUCGACAAAGGCCUUCUCUAAGGACUUCCACUUCAUUCGGUCUCUAGCAACUCUCAUCCAGUCCGGUCCUGCUAUCCUUUGAAAAUCAUCCUCCCACCUUCUAAUCUGACUACCUUUCCUUCGUUUCCCGUCUCUUGGAUAUCAUUCUGUAACGGUUUUUGUCCAUUUCCCUUUCUUUUCCCUCAAAAUGUGUCCAAUCCAUUUCCACUUUUGCCUAUGACACAUCUUGUGUGCGUUUCUGAAUAUUGUCUGACUGUAAUAAUGAAAAAGUAUUAUUUACUCAUAAAUAUUAACAAAAUAAUUACUAAUGUUGGAUUGUGUCCAGAGUCAAUUGGUUUUGUGAGGUUUUUUAGUAUUCUUUUUGUAAUUAUAUAUAUAUAAUAUCAUUGGGUUCGAAUCCCGGUAGGUGCAAUCAUAUAUAUUAUGAAUAUGAAUGUUUGUUUCCGAGUCAUGGAUGUUUGUGUAAAAGUGUGUUAAUAUUAUAUUAAUAAUUACAAUAGUUGUGCAUAUUAUUGAGUUGUAAUAAUGUUCCGCAACUUUGUGCUAAUCCAUUGGUAACUUUAAGUGUCUAGAAAACCUUUAUUUUUAUUUAUAACAAACAAGUUUUAAGUCACGUGUUAAUGCACAUAUUUGUAUAUAUAAAUGUCGAAUGAUGAAUCAUACUAUGUACAGUGUGUUUGUAAAUAGCCUUGACCACAAGUAACCUUUAUGAACUUUAGAAGUUAUAUUAAUGAAACUUAUAACGCCCGUUGUCAAUAUACUAUCUAUAGAUAGAGAUAAAAUACUACGUUCUACUGUCAGUAAUUAGCUGUCAAUAAUCUGAAGCUGUCCCAAUUUACUCGAUAAGUCAUUCAUAUCGCCUUAUAUUGGGACGCGUGAAUUGCAAUUUCCAUACAAAUUUUAUAUCGCUGGUAAGCUAUACGUCGUCCCAUUCACAGACAGCGAGCACGGAUAAGGUGAGUAACCGUCGAUAAGUUUAUUGGGACAGAAAAGUCAACGAUAGUUACGAUUUUCAUCUUAAGUUAGAGAUAGAUUGAAUAUUGGGAACGGCCGUACAUGAACGAAUGAUAAUGUUAGGUAUGUGUUAUAAGUGUAAUUUUAUAAGUAUUAUUAAUAAUAAUGAUUUAUUGUGAAAUUUAUUCCUUUAUUACAAAUUUAAUGUUAUGUACGAAGUAUGAUUACAAUUUACAAGUAAUACAUUUAUUUUGGAUUAUUUUAAAGUAAGUUAAAUAAUUUGAACUGUUUUUUUAUAAGUGACUGAAUUUUCGAUACUUAUGUAAAAAAAAUCCGUUGUAAAUUGAUAAAAUAAUAUAUAAUUCGCCUGUAACAAAUUAUAUGAAA
Molecule: messenger RNA, 2349 nt
Organism: Leptidea sinapis
Lineage: Eukaryota; Metazoa; Arthropoda; Insecta; Lepidoptera; Pieridae
Product: aquaporin AQPAe.a-like
Exons: 1
Coding region: 137-910 (257 amino acids)
Biological process (GO): transmembrane transport
Cellular component (GO): plasma membrane
Molecular function (GO): water channel activity
Source: RefSeq, a predicted model, not a curated record